Peniophora sp. CBMAI 1063 is the source of this 312-nucleotide messenger RNA. The record is from the annotation of a GenBank genome assembly. Lineage: Eukaryota; Fungi; Basidiomycota; Agaricomycetes; Russulales; Peniophoraceae.
AUGAGCGGACAGGCGGCACCGGCACAAGUGACUGCUCGGGCGGCACAAGCCGGAGAAAAUAGCCAAGUCCUCUUCAAGCUCAUUCUAUUCAGCAUCGCUCUUGGAGUUGUCCCACUCGGCUCAUACUUUCUCUCGCAGAAGUACAUCUUUGAUGGUAACACGACCUAUGCGGCUGUUGUGGCGAUCAUCGGCGCGAAUGUAGUCCUCGUUACGUAUAUACUAUUGUCCGUCUUGGAUGACAAGCGGGAAGAGGCGUCGAAGAAGGGCGCGGAGAAGGUUGGCGGACCCGUUGAGUCGAGGAAGGAUCGUUGA